This is a messenger RNA of Rattus norvegicus (Norway rat), 3867 nucleotides long. RefSeq names its product zinc finger protein 496 (gene Zfp496). Gene Ontology annotation, biological process: regulation of DNA-templated transcription; positive regulation of DNA-templated transcription. NCBI's taxonomy places the organism in Eukaryota, Metazoa, Chordata, Mammalia, Rodentia, Muridae. The record is from RefSeq and is a predicted model, not a curated record. Gene Ontology annotation, cellular component: nucleus. Gene Ontology annotation, molecular function: DNA binding.
CGCGCCCAGGCCGGCGAACACGGAGCAGGGCGGGGCGGGGCGGGCCAGGCGGGCCGGGGGUGUCGGAUGUCACCCCCCGCGUACACCUCGGCCCGGAGGCGGGGAAGCGAACCAUUGAGAUGAGGAGACCUCCUCGGUCCUAGAGCGGUGCAGGAAGUGUCCCAGGGGAGGGAGCCGGAGGGCUCCGGCCUUUCCUUUCCGCGGCGGCCCGGCCUGCGCGGCCCGCCAACCGGGACGCUGCGCAGCGGCGUCUCCCUUCGCUCCCAAGCCCAGCUGAUGCAUUCUAGAGGAUCACGAGACAGGGUUGGCCUGGCCAGGGACCGAGUCUGGCCCAUGCAUUGGAGCCGCCUUGGCCAAGACACCAGAGAGACCGAGCUGGAAGGUGAGGAUCUGCUCCCCUGCUGUCCCCAGGCUUCGAGGUGAAGAGCCAGCGAAUCUGAAAGAUUCAAUUUGUGAAGACCUCAAGAACAGAGACAGUGACUUUGUCUCCAAAGCGUCCAGAUUAUCGCCGCCUGGGGCUAUAUCCUCCGGGAGGACCUGCCCAUCAAAGGGUCGUCUUCUGCCGCUGACCCUCCAUCAAAUCCCAUCAUGCCCACAGCCCUGUGCCCACGAGUCUUGGCUCCAAAGGAAAGCGAGGAGCCCAGGAAAAUGCGGAGUCCUCCUGGAGAGAACCCCAGCCCUCAGGGUGAGCCUCCCAGCCCAGAGUCCUCUCGACGCCUCUUCCGCCGGUUCCGCUACCAGGAGGCCGCAGGCCCUCGGGAGGCCCUGCAGCGCCUCUGGGAGCUGUGCCGGGGCUGGCUGAGGCUCGAAAGGCACACGAAGGAGCAGAUCCUGGAACUACUGGUGCUGGAGCAGUUCUUGGCUAUCCUGCCGUGGGAGAUCCAGAGCUGGGUGCGUGCCCAGGAGCCUGAGAGCGGAGAGCAGGCUGUGGCUGCAGUAGAGGCUCUGGAACGGGAGCCAGGGAGACCCUGGCAGUGGCUCAAGCACUGUGAAGACCCCGUGGUAAUUGAUGACGGUGAUGGGCCUGCGCCUCAGGAUCUAGAACAAGAACGAAUGUCUGCAGAGUCCCAGAGCAACCCUGAUGCCCUGCCGGGGGCUCUAGCACAGGACCCUGGGCUCCUAAGCAGAUCGCCAGGCCAGCCUAGUGAAGACCCAGUUCCGCAAGAUGCUGUCCUUUCUCAGGAGCAGAGCGUCAGGGAUGCCCAGCCGGUGACCACCUGCCAGCUUCCCCCGAACCGAGUUUCCCCAUUUAAGGACAUGAUUUUAUGCUUCUCAGAAGAGGACUGGUCCCUUCUGGACCCGGCACAGACUGGUUUCUAUGGAGAAUUCAUCAUUGGGGAAGACUAUGCAGUCUCUAUGCCUCCAAAUGAGUCUCCAGUUCAGCUGGGCCACUCACAUGAGGAGGAGAACGGGUUGCGGGUCACAGAGUGGACAGACCUCCAGGAUAAAGAAGCACCCCAAGCCUCCUGUAUAGACCUCCAGCCAUUCCAAGGAGAGGAAAGAAAGAAAUGGGAGGAGCUGCAGGUGCCGGAGCCCCAAUCCUGCCAGCAGGUGGUGCUACCUCCAAGUCCUUGUCCAGCAGGAGGUGACCCACCGCCCCUCAAGAACAACCUGGACCAGGAGGUAACCAUCGAGAUUGUGCUGUCCAGCUCUGGGGACGAGGACUCCCAGCACAGCCCAUACUGCACAGAGGAGCUAAGGAGCCCCCCGGAAAACCUCCACAGCCUCCCAGCCCCCCAGAGCAACACUAGGCCUGGGGGCGAGGUGCAAAGCUCACAAAAGUCAUAUGUGUGCCCAAGCUGUGGGAAGGCCUUCCGCUGGAGGGUCAACUUCAUCCGCCACCUGCGCAGCCGCAGGGAGCAAAAGCCACACAAAUGCUCCGUAUGUGGGGAGCUGUUCAGUGACAGCGAGGACCUGGAUGGACACCUAGAGACCCAUGAGGCCCAGAAGCCCUACAGGUGCACUGUCUGCGGAAAGAGCUUCCGCCUCAACUCUCAUCUAAUCUCGCACCAACGGAUCCACUUGCAGCCAGACAAACAACAGCCCUUGAAGAAGAAUGAGGAGGAUUCACUGGAAACAGAGAGCACGGGUACCAAUGACCUGCUGGAGAAGAGCAAAGCCAAGCUGGGCUUCCAGUGCGCGGACUGUGAGAAGAGCUUCCAGCGACACGACUAUCUGGUGAGGCACCGCAGACACUGUCAUCUAAAGGACGAGACUCGUCCCUUCCAGUGUCGGUACUGUGUCAAAACUUUCCGACAGAAUUACGACCUCCUCCGCCAUGAGCGCCUGCACAUGAAGCGGCGCUCUAAGCAGGCUCUGAACUCAUACUGAGCAGGGUGUGGCCCCACAAGCUAGCCCCUGCCCCAGCACAGAACCCUCACCACCUGCCCUUUGCUCUCAGGUAGUGUCCAACUUCUGGUGCCAUGCCUCUUCCUCCCGAGAUAAAAAGCAGUCCCCUGAGCAUUCCUUCCUUCUACUGUGCCAAAACCCAGGGAGGUAAGGCAACUCUAGCCUCAGAUCUACAUCUCAGAUGUCCAGCUACUCAGCCACUUUCUCUGGCCCUCAGAGGGACUGGGCUGUCCCAUCCCAGUGACUUCUAGGGGUAUGGUGUCUACAAUAGGGAGCUGACCAAAAGCACUGACCUAUCCUCAGAAGUCAGCCUGGGGUGACUAGCCAGGGGAGCGUCCCACAGGUGCAGAUGGCCAGGCCACUGACCAUCAGGAGGUCACAUUUUAAAAGUUCAUGCAUCUAUCCCCACAUGUCUUCUUUGUACUCCAAGACCCUUCAGAAACGUGUGAUGGAAGCUGCCUGUCACCAAGCACAUCCCUCCCCACUCUGUCUAGGAGUUGAGAGCCUUCAAGGCGCUUCUGCUAGGUAAGCCAAGCCCUGGAACAGAAGCUUCUAAAGUCUUGUCCUUCAUGGGUAGUGACUCCCAGGCAUUUGCUUUAGUCCUAGCACUGACAUAAGUAACUAGUACUAAACGUAGGCUCUUCUAACAGCACGUGGCAUUGUUACAGUUAUGGAAUUUGCAAGGCCAAGGUCUGGUGUCAGUGGGCUGGUUCUCUCCGAAGCUAGAAGAGUGAAUCCUCUUGGGUCUGAUGGUCACUGACACUUGUGUGUACCCCAGGGCUUGUACAAACAUCUCUCCAUCUUUGCCUUCAUCUCCACUGCGUCGGUCUCCAAACUUACCUUCUGUACAAGGAUCCCAGUCUUUGGGUUGGGGCUCACCCUGUCUACUGUAGCAGAGCCCCACCUUCAUCUGGAGUGGCCAUUUCCAAAUAAAGUCACAUCCUGAGGUACUAGGAGUAAGGACCUCAACACUGGGGUUUGAGUGGACGUAGCCAACUCCAGCUAAUCCCGUGGUGCUGUUGCAUUCCUGCCUUGGGUGAACCAGUGCGACCUUGCGGCAGCGUGCUUGCAUUCCUCUGCGUGUUGAGCUCGGUUGUCUGCUUUCAGACUGCUGUCCUCUCUCUGCCAAGGAGAAUCUUCAUCCAUGGCCUUUAAGUUCAAAGCCUGAGAUUCUGGGAAUGGUUGUUGUUAGGAAACCUAAAGCAACCAAACAUGUGGUCCCGCACACUGGUGUCGGCCAGGCUCAAUGUCGCUGUGGCUGGACCUGACUGCAGGCAGCCUUGAGCUAUAACAGCUCUCACAGUCAGGAGGUCUGGGAAAAUGAAUUCAAGGCCUCUGGUGCUCUCUCUCCUGAUUUUUUCACAUCAAGAAGCCUGUAGUCCAGACCCUCAAAGACUAUAAGACUUUAUAACAGUUUCUUUUUCUGCUCAGUGCAUUGCCCAGAAAUAGUAAAUGCAAUAAAACCAUUUGGUCACAUCUUGGAGAAGAAAUAAACUGUUGAAGCUCUUAGUUUCUAAA